CCGGGACAUUCCGACACUACAGUUCCACACCGAGCAUCAGUCAGUUAAUCGUCAGAGCACACUUUAACUCUUCCAGACCAUAAUCUAUCAUUGCACAUCAGUUUAAACUCCAGCUCCCGUCAUGACUCUCCGGUUCGUCCUGUGCGUGAUGGCACUGCUCGUCUGCCCGCAUCUGGUCGCCGGGUCUCGGAUAGCCAAACUCUUCGCCAUCGGCUGCUCGGAGAAGUGCGACAAGUCCAAGUGCGCGCCGAUCCCCGCAGACUGCUUGGCCGGCGACGUGCUGGACAGCUGCGACUGCUGCCCGGUGUGCGCGUCCGGAGAGGGCGAGCAGUGCGGCGGCCCCGAGGAGCUGGAGUGCGCAGAGGGGAUGCAGUGCGCUGUCUCCGGCGGCGUGGAGGUGUCGGCCACCGUGAGGCGCAGGGGGAAGGCCGGCGUGUGCAGCUGCACCAUCUCCGAGCCGGUGUGCGGCAGCGACGGUGUCUCGUACCGGAACAUCUGCGAGCUGAAGCGCGUCAGCAACCGGGCGAUGAAGCUGCAGCAGCCGCCGGUGAUUUUCAUCCAGAGAGGAACCUGCGGGAAAGGUCAGCAGAACCCUGACAGUCUUCGUUUGAAGUACAACUUCAUCGCUGACGUGGUGGAGAAGAUCGCACCUGCUGUCGUUCAUAUUGAACUGUACAGAAAGAUGAUAUUCUCUAAGCGUGAGGUGGCGGUGGCCAGCGGCUCUGGGUUUGUUGUGUCCGAAGACGGCCUCAUUGUCACCAACGCUCACGUGGUGGCCAACAAGCACCGAGUCAAGGUGGAGCUGAAGAGCGGAGCGACAUACGACGCCAAGAUCAAAGAUAUAGAUGAGAAGGCCGACAUCGCUCUGAUCAAGAUCGAUGUACCGACGAAGCUGCCGGUGCUGAUGCUGGGCCGGUCGGCGGACCUUCGUCCCGGCGAGUUCGUGGUCGCCAUAGGCAGCCCGUUCUCCCUGCAGAACACCGUAACCACCGGCAUCGUCAGCACCACUCAGAGGGGAGGCAAGGAGCUGGGCCUCCGCAACUCCGACAUGGACUACAUCCAGACAGACGCCAUCAUCAACUACGGCAACUCAGGAGGACCACUAGUCAAUCUGGACGGAGAGGUGAUCGGCAUCAACACCCUGAAGGUCACAGCAGGAAUCUCCUUCGCCAUCCCCUCAGACAAAAUCAGACAGUUCCUGGCAGAGUCACAUGAAAGACAGAUCAAAGGUAAAACAUUCCAGAAGAAGAAAUACAUCGGCGUCAGAAUGAUGAGUCUCACUUCAUCGCUGGCUAAGGAGCUGAAGGAGAGGCAGUCAGACUUCCCAGAUGUCACCUCCGGGGCGUACGUCAUUGAGGUCAUCAGUCGGACUCCAGCUGAGGCAGCUGGCCUGCAGGAGAAAGACGUCAUCAUCAGCAUCAACGGUGAGCAAAUCACAUCGGCCAGUGAUGUCAGUGCCGCCAUAAAGCGGGAAGACACGCUGCGAACGGUGGUGAGGCGAGGCAACGAGGACAUCCUCCUCACCGUCGUCCCCGAGGAAAUCGAACCCUGACCUCUCAGCUGAAAGAGCAAACAAUCAACAAACCAACCAGAGCUGGCUCUCAGUGUUUUUCAACCAAACAUGAACACUUUGAAAAACCAAGCAUCCAAUAGGGGAGUGUGCCUCUGGGACCACGCCCACUGCAUUUAAGAACUCUGAUUAUUAGCACUGCUCUUCCAUGCUGUUACGCUCGCUCGCACCUUCAAAGGUCAAACUUUAUGACCCUGGGAACUCAGGCUUCAACCCUGUACUCAUACUUCUCAUAUUAGUUUUUUCUUCUAAUCCAUCAUUUUACUUAUCAUCAUCACAGAUCUUUUUAUAUUCUACUAACAGUAUCUGGCGCUAUAACGAUUUAACUGCAGGUUACCGUAGUUCUGUUUUGUUGUGUAUGUUCUUGAUGGAAUAAUUUUUUUGAAUAGUAUUUUUGUCCUUGUGUGUUUGAUGACAUUUUUUUCAAAAAAUGGGAAUAAAAUUAUUUUCAAAAGUGUUGUUUUUAUCGAUGAUGUCUAUGGAAUAACUGUCAGUUGAUAUUUAAUCUCAAGCAUGUUCCUCCAUCAGCCAAAAGGAACUAACAUUAAGUAUAACAGAGUUUUGUACUAGCUUUGAAUAUCCUCUACAACCUUACACAUUUUUGUUAAAGACAAACAUUCCUGAAUGAGGGCUAAAGGUUGCAGGUUCCUCAUGGAGCGUACUAGGAUCCCCUGAGCUUUUGAAGACAUGUUGAGGUUUCAACCCUCUUGUUCUUUGUGGAGUGUUUUCUGUUUCAGCAUCAUCAUGUAUUUGGUUGGUUAACCCUACAACCAACAGCUAAUAUUCUCAAUAAUUAAGGUUCGACCCUGUUGCACCAGAUUCUUCCACUGGCUUCAGUCUGUUACUGGGGAAUAACCUCCUCACCUGCUUCCAAUUACCCCGAAUCAGCCGAGAAGUUGACAAGUACUGGUUAAUUUCCACUGUGUUCUGGGUUACGGUCCUCCUUCCUUCGUUGUUGCAGUUCACUGUAUACGACAAACAUAGAUGCUCCAUAUGAAACCCAUUAAGGGAACACUGAGUUUAGACUAACUGGUCACAGAUAAAUAAACACGUCUUCAUUAAAGAUGUUUAAUGUGUACAAAUAUGAGUAGAGAAGAAACUGAACUCCACCACGACCUCAGCAGCAAAGCUCUGUUCACAAGGAGACGGAGAAAACAAGAACUCCAUCAUCUCUCAAACAUCUUGUUCUCUGCUCUGUGACUCUGCGGUGUUCUCCCUCUGGACACAUUGAAACAACAAAGCAUGACACAA
This is a messenger RNA of Anoplopoma fimbria (sablefish), 2821 nucleotides long. RefSeq names its product HtrA serine peptidase 1b (gene htra1b). The transcript has 10 exons. Gene Ontology annotation, molecular function: serine-type endopeptidase activity; protein binding. Gene Ontology annotation, biological process: positive regulation of apoptotic process; programmed cell death; proteolysis. The record is from RefSeq and is a predicted model, not a curated record. The coding region runs from base 122 to 1552 and encodes 476 amino acids. Lineage: Eukaryota; Metazoa; Chordata; Actinopteri; Perciformes; Anoplopomatidae. Gene Ontology annotation, cellular component: extracellular region.